AUGGAGGUGGAUAUGGGGGCCGAGGUGGUUAUGGCGGGUAUGGUGGAGACGGUUAUGGUGGCGGAUACGGCGGUAAUGGUGGAUGCCUUGGCGGCUACGGUGGCGGUUAUGGCGGCUAUGUUGGCGGUUAUGGCGGAGGUAAUGGCGGCUAUGGCGGCUAUGGUGGCGGAUAUGGCGGUUAAGGUGGUGGCUAUUGGCGGCUAUGGCGGGUACGGUGGGGGAUUCGGCAGUGGCUACGGUGGUGGAUUUAAAAAGGGAAUUGGUUAUGGAUGCCUUGGAGGUUACGGUGGCGGCUAUGGCGGUUAUGGUGGCGGUCUUGGUGGUUAUGGUGGUUACGGUGGCGGCUAUGGUGGUUAUGGUGGCGGUUAUGGUGGCGGUUAUGGUGGCGGCUUUGGUGGUUAUGGCGGUUACGGUGGCGGUUAUGGUGGUUAUGGAGGCGGUUAUGGUGGCGGCUAUGGCGGCGGCUAUGGUGGCGGUUACGUUGGCGGCUAUGGUGGCUACGGCUGUUACGGUGGCGGCUUUGGCGGAAAGAAUGGAAAGGCUGAGGGCGUAACCCCGUUUUUUGCGUAA
Molecule: messenger RNA, 570 nt
Organism: Mya arenaria
Lineage: Eukaryota; Metazoa; Mollusca; Bivalvia; Myida; Myidae
Product: keratin-associated protein 19-2-like
Exons: 2
Coding region: 1-570 (189 amino acids)
Source: RefSeq, a predicted model, not a curated record